GUCUCAUUUUCAGACACACUAAAUAGAGUAUAUAGAAAGAACAAAUUACACUUAAUUGAUGAAUUUGUGAUAAUUCAGACACACUUGAUAGCAAAAUAUAAAAUAAAAAAUUUAAACAUUUCCACUUCAUACGCUAAAAAAAAAAAAUUGUUAGAAGUUCAUGCACUAAAUUGAUAAUUAAUCUAAGAAUAAAAAGUAAAAAUAAAACACAAUGCAAACGGGGUCGUUUCAUUCAUAUCCAGUCUCUUCUUGACUGUUUUGAUUUAUUCUUUUCUUCUUCACCAAAAUCUCGAUACACAUUGCUGACCUAAACAGAGAUCCCUGUAUUCAUUGUAACAAUGGCGUUGAGACUGGGGAUGCUAAAAGCCAGCAGUGGCAAUAACGGAUGCACUUUUGGGCUCUUGAGAUGGAUUCAUGCAGUAGCCAUUUCCCCGCCGUUGGAUUGUUCCCUCCAUCGCACGGUCGCACCUACACAUAUGGUUUUACCGGAGUUCGAUCAAACCCCAGAGAGUAGUAGCAGUAGCAACUAUAAUAACAACUUAGAGUUUGGGUUCCCGAGUUUCUCUUUUGGUGGAUCCAUGGAACUGAUGGCCGUUCCAAAAAAGAAGGUUUCUCCCCACAAGAGAGGCAUACGAAAUGGACCAAAGGCUUUAAAACCAAUUCCAGUGAUUAUCCGUUGUAGGAGCUGUGGUAAGGUUAAGCUGCCGCACUUCUACUGUUGCAGUGGAGACAGAGGGAAGACCGGCGAGCAAAAUAGUUAAGCAAACAUAUUUUAGUUAUCUAGCUGCUAAGAUUAGUGAACUAUAGAGCUCAAUAUGUAGAUUUUUCUAUUCAUAUUUGAAACUUUAUGCAAUUAUAGAAAUUUGGAUUGGUAUCUUUUUAGCUAUUUGGAUUGUAUUAUGCUACUAUUUUGCUUGUGUAUUGUUAAUAAUUUUCUGUCUCCAAUAUUUAUUUCCUGUGAAGAUAGUUGACUGUUGGAAUGGUA
Messenger RNA from Jatropha curcas, 985 nucleotides. RefSeq lists its product as uncharacterized. Gene Ontology annotation, molecular function: structural constituent of ribosome. Gene Ontology annotation, cellular component: mitochondrial large ribosomal subunit. Lineage: Eukaryota; Viridiplantae; Streptophyta; Magnoliopsida; Malpighiales; Euphorbiaceae. The record is from RefSeq and is a predicted model, not a curated record. Gene Ontology annotation, biological process: translation.